AGUCCCCGGAUGAGGGCAAGAUGGCGGCGCUGGUGGUGGCUGCGCUGCGGGCGCUGCAGAGGCUCUGCCGCGUCGCCCUGUUCCUCUCGCAGCUCUACGUCCUCUCCGGGCGCGGAUCAUUAAGCUUGCAGGAAUUUCAUUCACAACCUCAGCUGUCAAAGGUUGUAACAGUGCCUACCAGCACACACAUUCCAACUUCUAAAGUACCAGAGACAACAUCAAUUCCAUCCUACUUGACCCAGUGCCCUAGCAAUGGACUCUGCAGCCGGCUGCCUCCACAGUGUAUGUCCUGCAAAACAAACUACUCCUGUACCUAUGGGAAGCCGGUUGCUUUUGAAUGCGAAGCCAAUUCCCAGGUCCACUGUGUUGAUCAGAAAAACAAUCGCCAGAAAACCUUCAUGAUCAACAUGACUUGCCAGUUUUGCUGGCAGCUUCCUCCAUCGGAUUAUGUUUGUUCCGACCCCCCAAACUGUAAGACAGUCUCUUGCCCACGGGAGCGAUACAGUGCGAAUUGCACAGUGCGAGAUCAUAUUCAUUGUCUAGGCAACCGGGUCUUUCCCAAGAUGCUUUACUGCAACUGGACUGGGGGCUAUAAAUGGUCUACAGCCUUGGCUCUAAGCAUCACGCUUGGUGGUUUUGGCGCAGACCGUUUCUAUUUGGGCCAAUGGCGAGAGGGUCUUGGCAAACUCUUCAGUUUUGGUGGCUUGGGAAUUUGGACCCUCAUAGACGUGCUACUUAUAGGAGUCGGCUACGUGGGCCCCGCAGAUGGCUCGCUCUACAUCUGAGCACUGAUGCACGAAACCUCAGAAGUCAAUCACACAGGAAGAUACACAAACUGAACUUCAAGAAGAAACCUAGCAUCACCUGUUCCGUGUGUGUGUGUUUGCGCGUGUGUGCGCGUAUAUAUAUUUAAUGUACAGCAUCUGUACUUGGCCUGCCUUUAGCUUAAGGUAAAAUAAAUGAAUCACUGAAGGA
Varanus komodoensis (Komodo dragon) is the source of this 975-nucleotide messenger RNA. RefSeq names its product TM2 domain containing 3 (gene TM2D3). The transcript has 6 exons. Lineage: Eukaryota; Metazoa; Chordata; Lepidosauria; Squamata; Varanidae. The record is from RefSeq and is a predicted model, not a curated record. The coding region runs from base 21 to 785 and encodes 254 amino acids.